AUGAACGUCCAGAGGGCUAUCUCCUCGGGCGUAUUGGCUGUUAGAUACGGAGACUACCAUGCGGCGAGCCUGGCCCCCCUACGAAACGAGGCCCGGAAUAUCGCCGACAAAGUGAAGGCAGCAGGCAAAGCCGCCGCCGCCGCCGCCGCCAACAAGGAGGCCAAGAGACAUGGGAAGAAGGAGGCCAAGGGAGGCAGUGCGCAAGAACCCCCCGUGAGGUACCAGGCGUCCUUCUCCAGCUUCUCGAGCUUCACAAGUAUAAGGAGCAGCCCACGUUCCCCCCGACCCAGAAUUCCAAUGUACAAGUAUAAAGAGCAGCCCAUGUUGCCCUCGACCAAGCAGCCUACGUUUCCCUUGACCAAGCACCAACAGUCCCCGUCGCCCAAAGGCUUCGGACCCGUACCCAUCUCGUCGGCGCCCAUCUUUCGACCUGACAGCACUAGACUCACGAUGGACAGUGAAAGCACCAGAGAGUCCCCCUCCGGUAAGCGCCGCGGUGACGAUGACGCACCGGACGCCCUCCAAAUGACAACGCAGUGGCUGGACGACCUUCUGAGAAAGAAGCAGUCGGACGGACGACGGGUUAUGAGCCCGGCGACGAAGGAUACGACCCAAUUCUUGCUCAAUCGGAUCCACGACGCCGCCAAAGCGGACCCAAACACACGCGAGAAGUUGACGCAAGCCGCAGCGCUAGAGACCAUCCGUAAGCAGAUCGGCCGUCGGCUCGAGGCUGACGAGAAGUACGCAGAGGCGCGAGUACAUUCGAAUUCUCGGGGAAGGAAGGUUUCCGAAUGUGUUGGGAACGCGCAAGACAAACAACGUUUUGAGUUUGCACGGUAA
Durotheca rogersii is the source of this 840-nucleotide messenger RNA. RefSeq lists its product as uncharacterized. The record is from RefSeq and is a predicted model, not a curated record. The coding region runs from base 1 to 840 and encodes 279 amino acids. Lineage: Eukaryota; Fungi; Ascomycota; Sordariomycetes; Xylariales; Xylariaceae. The transcript has a single exon.